Molecule: messenger RNA, 2515 nt
Organism: Ornithorhynchus anatinus (platypus)
Lineage: Eukaryota; Metazoa; Chordata; Mammalia; Monotremata; Ornithorhynchidae
Product: SCAN domain-containing protein 1-like
Exons: 1
Coding region: 289-984 (231 amino acids)
Source: RefSeq, a predicted model, not a curated record
GGAGCGCGCCGGCCGGGCUGAAUGGAAGCGGGAGCGCGCCGACUGGGCUGAGUGGAAUCGGGAGCGCGCCGAGCUCUCUGAGGCGAGGCGGGAGCGCGCCAGCUGGGGCUGAGGCGCGGGAGCGAGCCGGACUUUGAGGAAGCGCGGGAGCGCGCCGGCCCCGCUGAGGAGAGGCGGGAGCGCGCUGGACUUUCUGAGGAGGCGCGGGAGCGCGCCGGGCUUUCUGAGGAGGCGCGGGGGCGCGCCAGCUUGGCUGAGAGGCGGGAGCGCGCCGCACUCUCCGAGGCGAUGCGGGAGCGCGCCGGCUCGGCUGAAUGGAAGCGGGAGCGCGCCGGCCCCGCUGAGGAGGCGCGGGAGCGCGCCAAGCUCUGUGAAGAAGAGGGCGCCAGCUUGGCUGAGGGGACGCGGGAGCGCGCCGAGCUCUGUGAGGAGGCGCGGGAGCGCGCCGGCCUCGCUGAGAAGACGCGGGAGCGCGCCAGUCUCGCUGAGCGGGAGCGCGCCGGCCUGGCUGAGGAGGAGCGGGAGCGCGCCAAGCUCUGUGAAGAAGAGGGCGCCAGCUUGGCUGAGGGGACGCGGGAGCGCGCCGACCUCGCUGAGAAGACGCGGGAGCGCGCCAGUCUCGCUGAGCGGGAGCGCGCCGGCCUGGCUGAGGAGAGGCGGGAGGUUGGCGGACUCUCCUUGGCGGCCCGGGAGGAGGAGGAGGAGGAGGAGGAGGAGAGACGUGAGGGGUCGGGGUCCCGGGGCCCGGAGACGUUCCGUCAGCGUUUCCGCCGGUUCCGGUACCGGGAGGCGUCGGGCCCGCGGGAGGCGUUCCGCCGGCUCCGCGAGCUGUCGCGCCAGUGGCUGCGGCCCGACGUGCGCACCAAGGAGCAGAUGGUGGAGAUGGUGGUGCAGGACCAGCUGCUCGCCAUCCUGCCCCCCGACGGCCCGGACCCGCGCCCCGGGGGCCGAGCCCGCCGCCCCGACGUCAGGAUCACCGGCUGACCCGACCCCCGACGGCGGCCGGCCCUUCCUCCUCCACCGUCGGCCCCGGGUCCCGGACGCCCUCGCGGCCUCCGUCUUCCCCGAGGGCAAACGAGCCCCGAGUCGGCCGCCCCGACGGGGCACCGCCCGGCCCCCUUCCUAGCCGCGGCCCAGUUAUCCGAGGCCCAGACGAGCGAAGCCAUCGGGCCGAGGUCGGACGGCGGACGGGGGACGGCCCCUCGGCGCAGGGGGCCGCCCAACAAAUACUACCGAUGGCGUGAUGGCCUUCCAGACCCUGCUGAGCCUCCCCGGGGCAGGCGGCCUUCCCCUCUGCCCCCGAUCCACCCUAAGCCUGCCAGCCUUUCCCUCUGCACUCUGCUGAGCCUCCUAAAGGCCUUCCCGACCCUUCUGAGCCUCCCCAGGGCAGGAAAGCUCAUCCUCUGCACCCUGCUGAGCCCCCCCAGGGCAGGCAGCCUUCCCCUCUGCCCCCUGGUCCACCCUAAACCAGACAGCCUUUCCCCUCUGCACCCUGCUGAGCCUCCUAAAGGCAGAAAAGCUCGUCCUCUGCACCCUGCUGAGCCUCCCUAGGGCAGAAAAGCUUGUCCUCUGCACCCUGCUGAGCCUCCCCAGGGCAGGCAGCCUUCUCCCCUGCUCCCUGGUGAGCCUCCCCAGGGCAGGAAAGCUCAUCCUCUACCCCCUGGUAAGCCUCCCGAGGGCAGGCAGCCCUUCCCUCCGCACCUUGGUGAGCCUCCAGAGGGCAAGAAUCCUUAUCCUCUACCCCCUAGUGAACCUCCCCAGGGCAGGAAACCUUCCCCUCUGCACCCUGGUCCCCUCCUGAGGGCAGGCAGCCUUUCCCUCUGCCCCUCGGUGAGCCUCCGGAAAGCAGGACGUAUCAUCCUCUGCUCCUCGGUGAGCCUCCGGGGGGUCGGGCAUCCUUCCCCUCUGCACGCCGGUCCCCUCCCGAGGGCGGGCGGGGAGCCCACCCUCCUCUCCCCUCCCUGCUCCGGCUUCUGAGGGCAGGCGGCCUUCGCCUCCGCCCCCAGCCGAGCCUCCCGAGGGCCGACGUCCUUUUCCUCCCCACACCCCUCCCCUCCGGGGCCCGGGCCGGGACGCCGACCCGAUCCUGCCCGGGCGCGGCGGGCGCCUCCCCGGCCCGCCGACGGGAAGAUCCAGUGGGCCAGGGCCUGAGGAGAGAGCGCUGAGCCGACCGGAGGGUGGAGGGUGGAGAGCGGCCGGGGGUCGGAGCGGCCCCCGGCCCGCGACCCCCUUCUCGUCCCCCAAUUUCCGCCAGCCGGGGAAGGCCCUCCCUCUCCCCGCACCGGGGCUCAGCCACCGCCCAGAGGCCUGAGAGAAAGCAGGCUGCGGGUAAACAGGAGGGGAUCUUUCACCGGGCCUGCGUCAGGGCGGGGAGGUGGGUCUGGGGUCCAGGAAGACGCCUGGGGAGAAACGCAGGUCUCACGGAAGCUGCCGUCUCUGCCCUCUCACCUCGCCCCCUCCCCGCCCACACGGCGGGGGCAAGAGCCCGGGCUCUGCCCCUUGUCAGCCGGGUGAC